Messenger RNA from Ceraceosorus guamensis, 316 nucleotides. RefSeq lists its product as hypothetical. The transcript has a single exon. The annotation marks the transcript as partial. Lineage: Eukaryota; Fungi; Basidiomycota; Exobasidiomycetes; Ceraceosorales; Ceraceosoraceae. The record is from RefSeq and is a predicted model, not a curated record.
AUGGCACCUUCCAAGUCCAAAAAGACGGCCAAGACCAAUGUCAGCGCCAUCGCCUCUUCCCUUUCCGGACAAGGAGAUUUCACGCGCAAAAAGGCAAAAGUGGGGGUGAAAAAGGUGGGCAGCAACGCGACGAGGACAGAUUUCAAGGCGAGAUCCAUCGCGCUGCCCAAUCAAUCCGUGCUCGGCGCGGCACAUCGCAACGACGAGACACCGCAAGGCGCAGAGGCAUCGUUGGAGGAUGCGAGGACUAGAAGAGGCUUGGGACUGGCCCAGCUGGUGGUGCAGACGAGGCACUACAGCAAGGAUGUAAAGAGGG